Anopheles funestus (African malaria mosquito) is the source of this 4672-nucleotide messenger RNA. RefSeq lists its product as uncharacterized. The record is from RefSeq and is a predicted model, not a curated record. The transcript has 13 exons. NCBI's taxonomy places the organism in Eukaryota, Metazoa, Arthropoda, Insecta, Diptera, Culicidae. Bases 453 to 4022 code for a protein of 1189 amino acids. Gene Ontology annotation, cellular component: cytoskeleton.
CCCAGUAAAAAUAUCAAAAACCCGCACUUAAACAAACCGCACACAGUGUACAAUGGUGCGCGAGUUCCACUAUAUUAGUACUCAACCGCUGGAGACUUCGAUUCAUUUUUAAAUUCACUGCGAACGGAAACGAACGACUCGACGGAAGCGCUUCUCUUGGUGACGGUUUAGAAACGGUUGAAUACGGUCCAGUGUGUUAGUGUUUUCGAACUAAGCGUGUGAUAAAGUGAUUGUGUUCCUCUGUUUGAUUCACAGUGCAACAACGAAAUAAAAGAUAAUAUUGAGAAAUAGCGCAUCGAAACACACACAGCCCAAUCAAGUGUGGAUUUGCGAAAUUUUGGUACCGAAUUACUGCCGCUUGUUCAGGAGAUAUCCAACAAAAAAUAAUUUUGAGUUUUGUGCAAAUAUAUAAGUUGUUUGUGACCCGUUUGCGCCUGUGUGUUCCAAGCAAGAUGGUUGUGCUAGCCAGCACGAAAACGAAACAUCUGUCAUCGACCACAGCUACCACCUACCGGCAAAAGAGCACUACCAUCAAGAAGCGGUACAGAGAUACCUAUCGCGUGAUGGGUGGGUUUGAGCAGCGUCCCUGGACACCGACGAAGCGGCGGGGACCGAUCGCGGCAGAACACCGUGGCCCAGGGCCACAAUAUCUUCUACCACAACUGCUCGGUACGAAAGUGGUAGACUCGAAACGGCAAGCCGCACCCGCCUACAGCUUCGGUCAGCGACACAAACCACGCACGGAAUCGUUCAGUCCGGGUCCGCUCUACAACAUCACCGGGCUUGGCUGCAAGGGAAAGGAUGCUCCACCGGCCUACUGCUUGCAGAGUCGUCCGAAGGAGAUACCGAAAUAUCUGACACCGGCACCGGGAGAGUACAAUAUAGAAAAGUCGGACAAAAUGUUGGUUAAAUCCGCACCGAAGUAUACGUUCGGUGUGAAGAAGCCACCAAAUCCGACCAGCCAAACACCAGCUCCCGGCGACUAUAAGCCCGAACGUGUCACAUUCGAUAGCACACCGAAGUUUUCGUUUGGCAUCAAAACGGAGAGUAAAAUACGCAACGACACACCAGCACCCGGUACCUAUUCGCCGGAGAAAGUAUUGAAAGACAAAUCACCAAAGUAUAGCUUUGGGUUGAAAGUAAUACCGGAAAAGAUUGAAGAAACGCCGGCACCCGGUGCCUACCAACCAGAAAGAGCACUUGCAUUGGAUAAGAAACCGGCGUACAGCUUUGGUCUGAAGACGAUCGUCGAGAAACCGAACAAUACUCCCGCACCGGGAGCUUAUGAGCCGGAGAAAGUGAAGAUAAACAAUACGCCGUCGUACAGCUUCGGCAUCCGGUCCGCAAUCGAAAAGCCGAACUCCAAUCCUGCACCGGGCGCAUACGAGCCGGAAAAGGCCAAGAAGCUGAUCGAUCACUCGCCCGCAUUUGCAUUCGGCAUGCGCAUCAAUCAUGACAAGCCUAACAAUACGCCCGGACCGUCCGCGUAUCAGGUGGAGAAGGUGAAUCUAGAUCACCAACCGGCGUACAGUUUCGGGCUGCGCACGAACGUAUCGAAGCCGAACAUAACGCCCGCACCGGGUGCAUACUGCCCGGAGAAGGCAAAUCAAGAUUCUACCCCGAAGUAUAGCUUCGGAAUCCGACCGACAAUCGAUAAACCGGACAAUAUACCCGCUCCUGGAGCGUACUCUCCCGAGAAGGCCAAAGUAGAUAGUAGUCCAGCGUACAGCUUCGGUGUGCGCUCCAAGCCAGACAAACCAAGUGCCAAUCCCGGUCCGGGAGCGUACGAUGCGGACAAGCUGGCGGAUGGAAAGUCUCCGGCGUACUCAUUUGGACUUCGGCCAGAGGUUGGCAAACCGAACAAUAUGCCCGGUCCCGGAGCAUACAAUGCGGAUCGCGUUGAUCACGCUACACCGGCAUAUUCGUUCGGUGUCAAGACAAACACGGACAAGGUGGAACGAAUCCCUGGACCGGGUGCAUAUGAUGCAGACAAGGCGAUGGAUAAAUCCUCACCCGCAUAUUCGUUCGGUGUGAAGACGAACGUACAGAAGCCAAGCGUAGUGCCUGGACCGGGUGCGUACGAUGCAGAUAAGCAGGACAAAUCAUCUCCGGCCUAUUCGUUUGGUGUGAAAACCAACGUAGACAAGCCAAGUGUUAUACCCGGACCGGGUGCGUACGAUUCAGAUAAAGUAGUGGACAAGACAUCACCAGCGUACUCGUUCGGUGCCAGAACAAAUGUCGAUAAGCCCAGCAUGGUUCCCGGACCGGGUGCCUAUGAUUCGGACAAAGUUAAUGACAAAUCAGCUCCGUCAUAUUCGUUCGGCGUGAAGACCAAUAUGGAGAAACCGAACGCAAUUCCUGGCCCAGGUGCGUACGAUGCGGAUAAAGUGAUUGAUAAAUCUACGCCAGCAUAUUCUUUCGGCGUCAAGCCUAACUUGGAUAAGCCGAACGCAAUUCCAGGACCUGGAGCUUACGAUGCGGAUAAAGUGACCGACAAGUCUUCCCCUGCAUACUCUUUCGGUGUAAAGACCAACAUGGAAAAACCGAACGCAAUUCCUGGCCCAGGUGCCUACGAUGCGGACAAAGUGCACGAUAAAUCCACUCCAGCCUAUUCCUUUGGAGUGAAGCCUAACUUAGAUAAGCCAAAUGUUAUUCCUGGCCCAGGAGCUUAUGAUGCGGAGAAAGUGAAUGAUAAGUUCUCCCCUGCAUAUUCGUUCGGUGUUCGAACGAACGUCGAAAAGCCCAGCAUCAUUCCUGGCCCAGGUGCGUACGAUGCAGAUAAAGUGAUCGACAAGUCUUCCCCAGCAUUUACGUUUGGCGUUAAGCCAAACAUCGACAAGCCCAAUAUUAUUCCCGGACCGGGUGCGUAUGAUGCGGACAAGGUCAUAGACAAGUCGUGUCCAGCGUAUUCGUUCGGAAUUAAGACGAAUGUUGAGAAGCCUAAUAUUAUUCCCGGCCCGGGAGCUUAUGAUGCGGACAAGGUUAUAGAGCGUUCUUGCCCUGCGUACUCGUUCGGAAUCAAGACGAAUGUGGAAAAACCAAGUAUCAUUCCUGGUCCGGGAGCGUACGACACCGAAAAGGUACAGGAUACGAAUACACCGGCAUAUACGUUCGGUGUGAAGCAUCAGACGACGAAAGUUAUUCCAACACCAGCCCCAGGUGCAUACUUCCCGGAGAAGUAUGUCUGUCCCCAUCCAGCUUUUACGUUCGGCGUAAAGCCACAUAUCGAUAGGAUCGAUAUUAUUCCAGCCCCGGGAGCUUACAAUCCGGAAGCGGUAAAGCUGGACAACAGCCCCGCAUUCACGUUCGGUGUGAAACCAGUAAUUGAUAAGGUUGAUAUGACACCGGCACCAGGCACAUACUCGGUGGAAAAAGUUAAGCUGGAUCACUCGCCAGCGUAUCCGUUUGGAAUUAAGGUGCACCGCGAGAAGCCGAACAAUGUACCAGCUCCCGGAACUUACAAUCCCGAUAAAGUGAAGAUGGAUCACUCACCAGCGUACAGUUUUGGCAUAAAGCAUAAAGGUGAAACACUAAGAGAUACACCGGCACCAUCGACAUAUCAACCGGAAAAGUGUAAAACCGACUGUUCCCCAGCGUACAGCUUCGGCGUGAAGGUAAAUCACGAAACGAUCACUCACGACGGUCCAGCACCAAACGAAUACCACAUCCCGAACGUGCUCGGUUCGAGCAAGGAAGGGCCGAUCCGUUCGGCGCCAGCCUACACAAUCACCGGCCGACAGAAGCAAACUCUUCCUGAGUGCAUUGGGUUCCCCGGUCCCGGUCACUACGACGCGAAGAUCGAUCCGCUGGUAAGACGGGCCCCGAUGUUCUCGAUGGCGACCCGGUUCCGACGACCGACGGAUGAAGCACUCAAGCCCGGACCGGCCGCACACUAUCCGGAAAAGGGUUUGAAUCUGUUCCAAAGAGUUCCUGCCUAUUCCUUUUCCAUUCGGCACUCCAACUAUCUGGCACAGAAGUCACCCACAUAUGUGAACAGUUUGAAACCAUGCUUCUGGAACUGAAGAGAGCGCGAGUUUUGGAGAAACAUAGAAAUCAUGUAAUUAUAAUUGUUAUCUUUCCGUAUCUCUCGUGGUUCUGUUUAUCAUCCUCGUUCGUUCAUCGAUGGCGAUACUGGGAAUUUCGGGCGGGGCCCAUCAUCAUCUUUGCCUCAUCAUUGCACACAUAAACAUGCUCUACAGAUUAACCUCGGGCACGUACCGGCCUACAGCUUUGGCAUCAAGCAUUCGGAAUAUUUGGGCGAUUUUCCGGAACCACCACGAUACCGCAAUCAGCUGGUGAUUUAAGCCGCUGUCAAGCUUUGCCACGAGAUACACCAAAUCCACCAGGUGACUUUAAGCUUCUGUCCACUUCCAAACCCCGGCCGCAAGCUACGUUGCACGACGAAUGCGAAACACUUUUUAACACUGUUGUCCGUACCGUAAUGCCUUUUGGUGCUUUUGCUCCUGCUGUGAGAAGCCAACGCUGCAACGGUUUGUUGCAAUGUUGCAGCAGAAUGAAGAAAUAAAAAAAAACAACACACAACAAGCAUACAACAUCUAACAUACCGCUGCCGAAACCGAUUGUAGCGAUAGAAUUAUUAUGAAACAAGCAUUAAUGUUCGAUGUAUGACUAAUUUUGCAAGAAAGAGAGAAUGAAAACAAACACAAAGGAA